This is a messenger RNA of Sciurus carolinensis (gray squirrel), 1801 nucleotides long. It is a transcript of the gene Tapbpl, whose product is annotated as TAP binding protein like. Lineage: Eukaryota; Metazoa; Chordata; Mammalia; Rodentia; Sciuridae. The transcript has 7 exons. The record is from RefSeq and is a predicted model, not a curated record. Bases 81 to 1421 code for a protein of 446 amino acids.
UUGCAAGUGGGGGUGGGGAGGUGGGGGGGCGCGGGCAGUGAAAAAAACAGUGGGAGAGGAGGGGCCUGAGAGCAGCCUCCAUGGACACCGAGGCGGGGUGGUAUCUGCUACUCUGCUUGGCUCUGUCUGGAGCUGAAAGAACCGAACCCCAUGCAGCAGAAAGGCAAUGGCAGGCAGUGGAUGUAAUCUUAGACUGCUUCUUGGUGAUGGAAAGUGGGCACCGAGAGGCUUUUGCCAGUGAUGGGAAUAGAAAGAAGGCCUUGCUUGUGCUGAAGCAGGUACCAGUGCUGGAUGCUGGCUCCCUGGAAAGCUUCACCGAUUUCCAAGGGGGUACAGUGGACAAAGAUGACCAACUUGUUAUGUUUGAGGCCUCAGUGGACCUGGUACAGAUUCCCCAGGCUGAGGCCUUGCUCCACGCUGACUGCAGUGGGAAAGAGAUGACCUGUGAGAUCUCCCGCUACUUUCUCCAAGUCAGACAGGAAGCCGCCAUUGAGAAGGCAGCUUGGUUCAUCAUCAACGUGCAAAUAUCUAGAGGGGGACCCAGUGUCUCCAUGGUGAUGAAAACUCUUGGGGAUGCUGACAAUGGAGCUGUCUGGCAACCUAUGCUGAAUCUACCCCAAAGCCCCCAAGGGACUGUGAGGACUACAGUGGAAUUCCAGGUGACAACACAGACUCAAUCCCUGAAUUUCCUGCUGGGGUCCUCAGCCUCCCUGCACUGUGGCUUCUCCAUGGCACCAGGCCUGGAUCUCAUCAGCGUGGAGUGGCGGCUGCAGUAUAAGGGUAGUGGUCAGAUGGUAUACAGUUGGAUAAGAGGGCAGGGGCAGGCCAAGCGACAUGGUGCUACCCUGGAGCCUGAGCAGCUACUUAUGGCUGGGGAUGCCUCCCUCACCCUCCCCAGCCUCACUCUAAAAGAUGAGGGGACCUACAUUUGCCAGAUCACCACCUCUCUGUACCAAGCUCAACAAAUCAUCCAGCUCAACAUCCAAGCUUCACCCAAAAUUCGACUGAGCUUGGCAAAUGAAGUGCUGCCACCCACUCUCAUCUGCAGUGUUGCUGGCUAUUAUCCUCUGGAUGUGGUGGUGACAUGGAUCCGAGAGGAGCUGGAUGGAGCCCCAGCUGAGGUGUCUGGUGCCUUCUUCUCCAGCCUCAGGCAAAGCAUGGCUGGCACCUAUAGCAUCUCUUCUUCCCUGACAGCUGAACCUGGCCCUGAAGGUGCCACUUAUACCUGCCAGGUCACCCACAUCUCCCUGGAGGAGCCCCUUAGGGCCAGCACCAGGGUUGCCCCACAUACAGAGCAGAGAACUGCCUUUGAAGUCAUCUUUGCCGGCAGUCUUUUCCUUCUUGCACUACUAUACCUGGGGCUUCAGAGACAGCAAGCUUCCUCACCAAAGUCUGCCAAGACCCUGAAGUACUCUGAAUAACUACUCUCCUGCCUCAAUUAUAAAGUCAGAGUAGUCAGGUUUUCUUAGAAGGACCUUAUACUGAGUCACAAAGCAGAAAAAGCCUGAAGGAGGCACCAGGUCUGGGGGUAGAAGGACAUACAGGACAGGUACUUGCUUUCCUUCACUAUGUGCCCUGGGCUGAUGUGUCAAGAAGGAAGGGAGGAAGGAAUAGGAAGGCAGAAUGUUUGUGUGGAGGUUAACACAAAUGGCUAUAUUUGAGAUGAGGUGGUAGGAAAGAAAAAUAGAAAUGGAGAAAGGAGCAAGUAAGGGACAAUGGAAUAAUGGAAUAAGGGGGUAGUGGUUGGGCCACCACACAUAAUUUUGAACUGUCAAAAAUAAAAGUUCUUUGUGACCACUGA